Messenger RNA from Erythranthe guttata (spotted monkey flower), 1015 nucleotides. The record is from RefSeq and is a predicted model, not a curated record. NCBI's taxonomy places the organism in Eukaryota, Viridiplantae, Streptophyta, Magnoliopsida, Lamiales, Phrymaceae.
UUUAUGAAAAUUUUCAAAUACACCAUAAUAACUAAAAAAUUAGUUCAAAUUUCAAAGUCAAAUCAUUUGAAAUCUACCAUAAGGGAUUAAUUCAAUUAAGGUGAAUCAAUUUAUUAUUAUGAAUUUGAAUUUUUUAAAUAUUUAAAAUUAUAAAAAUCCAUCCAAAUGCAACAAAUAUAGAACGAACUAACCCAAAUAAAUAUAUUUAUAAAUAAAAAAAAUCCAAAUAAAUAUAAUAAAAAAUAUUUUGAUUUCAGAAUUCAAGGGCAUUUUCGGCAACAUACUUUAUUAGAUCCCUUAUUAACGGGACAUUUGCAGGCAAAAAGUUCAAACACAGUGAGCAUUUUCCACUCACCACCUUCUCUCACAAAAUCAUGGGGAAGUGCAACAAAAUCCGUCACAUUGUGAGAAUCCGGCAAAUGCUCCGAUCAUGGCGGAGGAAGGCCACAGCGCACCGACUUCCGUCGGACGUGCCGGCGGGACACGUGGCGAUCUGCGUGGGGAGCAGUUCCCGGAGGUUCAUCGUCCGCGCCGCUCACCUGAAUCACCCCAUUUUCCGGCGGCUGCUCAGCCACGCCGAGGAGGAGUACGGAUUCGCCAAUUACUCGGGGCCGCUGACGAUUCCGUGCGACGAAUCGCUCUUCGAAGAGAUCCUCCGAUUCGUGUCCCGAGUCGACUCGGUUAACUCGGACGCGCAGAGAUGCUGCCACGGAGGCGGCGGCGUGAGGAGUGAGAACCCUGAUUUUCACUACGAAUCUCGGCCGUUGCUCUAUGGGUUCACUGCCUGAUGUGUUUUUACUUUUUUACCCUUAUUUGCGGGGUUUUUUUUUUUAUAUUUUAUUUUAAUUUUUUAAAUGUGUACUGUUUGCUAUGGAGAUGGUGAGAGUGUAAUCGAGGCGAGCCAUCCCUAGUUUAUUUGGAACCAAAGGCGGGUUAUUAGUAACGUCUUUUUGAGUUUUUGUGGAUCUUGUCUCGUUCGACACUGGAUAAUUAUUAAUUUGUUCGAUUGUUUAAA